Messenger RNA from Dreissena polymorpha, 1100 nucleotides. RefSeq lists its product as uncharacterized. NCBI's taxonomy places the organism in Eukaryota, Metazoa, Mollusca, Bivalvia, Myida, Dreissenidae. The coding region runs from base 12 to 746 and encodes 244 amino acids. The record is from RefSeq and is a predicted model, not a curated record. The transcript is spliced from 4 exons.
CAAUACAUCCAAUGCAUCAGUUUGCGUUUUGGGGAAAAGGUAGUCAUGUUUUGCAAUUCGCAAGCGAAUGUGUCAAGAUAAAAGCUCUCUGUAUAAAAGGCUCGCCAACGACUGAAAGAAGCAACUCUUCCUACUCUACUGAUGACGUUUGUAUAUAUGAACAUUCAGCGACAGAGGCAUCGGUCACUAGAGAGUUUCCAAUAGGUGUUGCCAUCGGUGUGCCAGUUGGAAUUCUGUGUAUAGUGGGAACAAUCGUUGCCAUCUUUGUACUUAGGAGAAGGGGAGUUUUGUCGUGUAAAUUGGGGACGAAAACGGACGAACCUGAUGCCGGAAACCUCGCGUUUACAAGCAGAUCGUAUCAAGAAACCGUUGGUAAUCAGAACUAUUUCAUAUUAGAGAAACAGGCACAAUCAUUUGAAGGCAAUACGGAUCAUUAUAGCACAUCAGAUGAACCAAAUGUGGACAAUCGUGAGACCGACCAUUACUGUUCAAUAGAGGAACCUUAUCAAACUGUGAAAGAUGAUUACGACUACACAACCAAUGCCUUAAGAACUGGACCCAAUACCAGAAAACCGGACGAUAUUUAUAACAAACUCAAACUAGACCGGCCGGGAGACUAUGACCACGUAGGAAGACCCGGGAAUAACAUGCCCGAACCAGGCAGCGACUAUGAUACAUCUGCUUGUGCGCAAAAGAUCGCUGGUGGUGACGACUAUAACCAUAUCUCACUACGAGUCAGUGCAUAAUUUACACGAUGGAAUCAAACAAAGACUUUGUACAUGGGGACUAUGACGCUAUCAAUGGAAUGAAGGCAGAACUUCCAUCUAGCUCGAAGCGGCGGGAUAUGCUCAAAUAAAAAUAUAGAUAUAAAUUAAGUGAAUAAGUGAUUGAAUGAUUAAAGUCACAAAACGUUGUGGGUGCAUAUUUUAUGACCAAAACGCAAAAUGUACAUAGGUGUAGCCCUUAUAAUACGUAUAAAUAUAUUUGUUCCUAAUUAUGCGAUGUGAUACCUGUCAGAUUCAUAUAAAAAUAUAUACACUUUAUACUAAAUAUGACACGCUUUCUUUAUUGUUAUUGUUAAUAAUAAUAUAAAUAUUAAG